GUGGAGAAAAAUAACACAGUUGUCUAUUCGCCAUCAAAAUGGCGUCAUCGAAGGAAACCUAUUGUUUGUGUGGCCAACCAUAUAAUAUUGGUCAAUUUAUGAUAGAAUGUGAUUGCUGUCGCGAGUGGUUUCAUGGAAGCUGUGUUGAUGUUAAAAUUUACCAUUCGGAUGAUAUAGACAAGUAUCACUGUCCAAAAUGUGCCCAGACUUAUGGACCCUCAGUUUUGAAAAUCCCAACAAACAAUCACCGUGCGGAUCGCUACGAGCUUGGUGCGGAGACACGACCUUCACAAGCCGGAUCACCAGCAUGGGUCCGAGCACUGUCCGCUCGGCCCAUGAGACCCACAGCCGCAGCCCUAACCACAAUGAGACCUGAACAGUUUACCGAGGAGUUUGUCAGAGAUAAUUUGUUCACACGACCAGUCAUCUUUAAUACCUCAGAGGGUCUUGAUAUGAAGGUGCCGAAUGCCAAUACAUUUAACGUAAGAUCUGUGUUACGAUAUUGUGGAGCUCAGUUAGAGGUUGAGGUUAUAGAUGUACGUAAGCAGUCCACCUUACGGAUGCCGCUCGGAGAUUUUGUGGAUUACUUUGAGACCCCACAGGAACACAGGGAUGAGAAAGUCCUCAAUGUACUCAGUCUGGAGUUCACCGAUACCAACAUGUGUAGUCUAGUGGAGCCACCACUGAUCGCUCGUAGUCUAGACUGGGCUCGAACUGUAUGGUCUAGCGAGGAACCGGCUAGACCUCACGUCCAACGCUACUGUUUAAUGUCAGCGUCUGGCUCCUAUACAGACUUCCACAUAGACUUUGGUGGUACCACAGUCUGGUAUCACGUCCUACACGGAAGGAAGGUUUUCUAUCUCAUUCCACCCACAGCUACCAACUUAGCACUAUACCAACAAUGGAGUGCGGCUAACAAUCAAACGGAAAAAUUCUUUGGGGAUAUGGUGGAAUGGUAUGGUACGGCUGAGUUAAGUCCCGGCGAGACCCUCUUCAUACCGACUGGAUGGAUCCAUGCUGUAUACACUCCAACAGAUUCACUGGUGUUUGGAGGCAAUCUAUUGCACUCAUAUGCUAUCGAGAUGCAAUUACAAAUAUACGAGAUCGAAAGUCGAGUGGAGACGCCAGUGCUAUUGCGGUACCCUCUGUUCGAGGCGUUACACUGGCUGGCGGCGGCGCAGUUGUUGGCUGUACUGCGACGUAUAAAUGAGGAAACACAGGAUGAAGAUUUCACUCUACACGAGGGUAGUUCGUCACAUCCUGUGGAACUGCCACCACUUCUGUUACGGGGUAUUAAGAUAUUGGCCAACGCUCUCAAGGAGUGGCACACUCUGAAGGCGACGGAUGCAUCAAAGCGUGACAAUGUACCCAAAUGCAUAAACUCUGGUCAACUGGUGAGGGAGCUGUGUAAGGAGUUGAGGACAUUAGAAAAAAGAAAUACAACAACAAAAGAUAAGGACGUCAAACAGAAGAAUCAAUCUCCCACCAAAUCUCAGAACAAAAAGCAAGCGGCGACACCAAAAAAACCAAUCAAGCUCACUCUACCCAAACCGAUAAUGCACAUGAACCAGAAUACUGAAUUCGUCGAGGAGAAACCCUACGCAGACAAAUAUUAUGUGGACAACAAGGAGGUCGUGUACGCCGACCGGUACAUACAGGAUGUUAAAUAUAUAGCCGCCGACGUCAAGUAUGUCGCCGGCGACAAGUUUGUGAACAGUGACGUCAAGUUUGUGAACAGUGACAUUAAGUUUGUCAACAGUGACGGCAAGUUUGUGAACAGUGACGUGAAGUACGUGUUGGACGGGAAGGAGGCGAUACUGCCGGAGAAGUAUUCGUACCAAAACUUUGAAGAGGUCAAUUACCAGGACAAUGGUUACGGAGACAGGCAAGAUAAGAAAGCGGCGCUAAAGGUCAAAUUAAGCAACUCCCCAUCCUCGUCACGUGAAGAACCUCCGCCCUAUAGUCUGCCGGAGCACUCCAUACUGAAGUCACAUCUCAUAAGGACGGACAGGAGCUUGAAGCCCGUACACCAGUGGACCAUAUCCAAGAAGGACAUCGGAGACUAUCACGAGGAAGAGAUAUUGUUCACCAACGAGAACCUUCAGACCAAUGUCAGGGUCGAGGGACAGGAAAUGAACUAUGGAGCAGGUAUGUACUCUGCCGAGGACAUGCAGCAAGAAUAUCAGUAUGGAGAUACCGCUAAAGGCUACCACCAGCUCUACCACCCAGACACCUACCACUACACCAGAUACGAACAAACCGUCACCACUCAGCCUCAAACAUACAAUGGCACCACAUACACGGAAACGCAGUUGCCUUCCUACGACGCGGCCAUCGCUCACCAAUACCAGAAUAAUUAUGUGAUAGAAGAGAAGCCUCCUCCCAAACCGGAAGUGUCCGUCCGCCGGUCGGAGCGGCCGGUCCGGCGGCGCGUGUCCAGUUCCUACUCCUACGACGACGACCUCUACAUCGACGACACGCCGCCCCCGCGACGGAAGCCGCCCAGGCAGAAACACAACAAGAACAAUGCUACGAACGGUUCGUACCGCGCGCCCUCUAGACCGGCCCCUACUAAUGGGAUCGAGUCGCUGAUACAGGCAUCCGUAUUGGCCGAGGAAGAGGCGCCGGUUAAUGAGACUGAAGACGCAGCCGUGGCGGGUAUGUUGAGUAUCAGUGAAAGAUACGAGCCACCAGCCACGUUCGGCAUAGCGGUGGAUACAUCGGAACAAAGAAAUAGCAGUGUCACAACGAGUACGGGUCGGGCGAGAGUACGUAAGAGUAUCACGGCAGUGGAGACCAUGGACGAGUUUGAUGAAGAGGACGUCAUCAAGGAAGUGCAUCGGGAUGAAGAGUAUGUGUACCCGUCGCUGGAGAUGAGCUCUGACGACGAAGAGGAUUGGUCGGCGAGACGGAAGAAAGCGGCGAGGGUCAGACAGGACAGUCGCGGGAGAAGUGACAAGGACGAUUCCUGGUGUCCUCGGGGUCGUCUGCCCCGUACCCCAGUGAGGCCUCGCCCUACUCGCACAGCCGUGAAGCGGGAGUGUGUCAGAGCGGCGUUACACGCGGCCUCGGUCAGAACGACGGACAGGCGACCGGAAAGUGCUAAGAGAGCGGUUCUAGCCACAAAGAGCCGUCGUCCGCCAGCGCCGGUCGCAACACCUAAUAAAAAUUCAAGACUGAAGAAAGGCAUGAAGACGGCGAAACAACGCCUAGGGAAGAUAUUGAAGAUACAUAAAAUGAUAUAUUAAAUUAUAGCUAGAUGUAUGUAGGCGGACCAAUUGUAUGUUGUAGCGAGUGACGCUGGUGUUGAAGCAAUGUUUACGAAUCGCCCCAACAGAUGUCGCUUUCGAUAAAAAAAAUUAUAUUUUUUAAUUAUUAUGAUUUAGAUCUGACGUACGUUUAAUGCUACCAAUACUGUAUAUCAAUUCUCACGUUCUAUAUCGCUGGUUCGAUUGAAUUAAAUUAAAUUAAUUCUAAUAUAACAGAAAUAGCUUCGUGUCAUCGUUAAAUGUGCGAGGAGCAUAUUUUUUCGUUUAUUUUUAUUACUUAAACUGGACGGUUGGUAAUAUAUAACGAUCUACUUAUGCGUACAAAAGUUGUAAUGUGUGUUAUGUUUCAUAAAUUUAAACUCACCACCGAUGAAAAAUUGUAUAUUAAUAUAUAAGUUGUUAGUUUGUUUAGUGAUUAUAGUUUAAGUGAUAUUCUAUUCGUUGGUAAGUCGUUUACGGUUUCUGUUAAUAUUUUCAUCGUAUGCUGUUUUUUUUUGUUUGUUUGUUUGUCCGUCUGUAUGUAAAUCAUAUCAAAAUUUUGCGUAUGUCACAGGCGAAGUCUAUUUUGAAACAAUGUUGGCUGUAUCAUUUAUGCAAAUUAUAGUAAUAUAUAUUUUAUGAGCAAAUAUUUAAAAGCACGUAAUUUUUUGGUUUGUUUAUAUUAAAAAAAAAUACACCUUUUAACUGUGUAUGAGAAUAAGUUUGUAAAGAGUAUAAACAUUAAUGUAAUUGAGAUCUAAGGCUUUCGCGAGUAUUCGAUCAAAUAAAUAAAUACUGCCGACGUUUUCAUCUCAUCUGCCCGUGAUCACGGUUACUGCAAAGUAACCGAAACCUCGGCAGUAUGAAGAUAAACUAAUAAAAAACGCGUAGUAAAUCCGAAAAUUAUAGUUUUGUUCAACGAAAUUUUAUUCGAGAAACAUUAAAUGAUAUGGCAACAUUUCAUAAUAGAUUUCCUCAUACAUAUAUACAGGGUGUAUCUUUAUCGUGUAGAUUUAAGUUCACGACUAACAUUUGAUUAACGUAUUGACAUUUAUACUCUUGUAAAGAAUAAAAAUAGCAUCAUGAUACCUUUGUCACUGUAUCCAGACAAUAGAUAAAACGCUUUAAAUUAUAUGUAGCUCUGCGCUACGAGCCAUUGAUUUGUUUGUUUGUGUGUUACGAAUAAGACGUUAAUAGAAAGUUGUGAUUCAGUUGAUUUGAUAAAGUAACGAACCAGCCGAUGGCAAUGACAUUUUGUUUUCCAAGUAUAUGGAGUACUCUUAUACCAAUCUAUCCUGCUAAGAUUACUGAUAGUAGAUUUACACUCGCCUACGAGCCGCGAGACGAGGCACGAGCCGAAGCACCAGGCGAGAGUGUAAAUAGUCGCUUGCGGCUCGCCUCGCGUCCGGAGGUGCGAGCUGUGAUACGAGACGAAGCACAGGACGAGGUACGAGGCGAGAGUGUAAAUGUUGUAUAAGAAAAAAUAGGAUUAUUAUCCUCCUACAUCAGGUUGAAAUAUUUUGAAUCACUUUAUCUAGGACGUGCAUUUACUGAAACUAAUUUAUCACAAACUUUCCAUAUAAGAGUUUUUCAUAUACUUGUAUGUAUGUAUCACACUUACUUACUCUGAUAUGAUUUGACUCACAUAUAAUUAGUAUAAUUUUAACGUGCUAUGAAUAGUGAAUGUCGCGGGUUAAUUUAUUUAUUAUUAAGAAGCUUUGGGUGGUUUGUAUCGCAAAAAAGAUGACAUGAUACAUAUAUAUAAUAUUUUAUUAAACGACAGUUUUAUCGGUUUUUCAUAUAAAAAAGUGACGAUCCGACUUAAUUAUAUAUAAAACCGAUAUAACCAUUAACCGAUAGAUCCGUUGCACCAGGCGUUUUAAGUGUAACAUAAGAUUAAAUUUAAGCUUCACAUAGUUAGUAUUUAUGACUUUAUUUUUUUUAUAUAUAACAUGUCCCAAGUAUAAACUGAUAUAGUGCCUCUAUCCAGUAGUAUAUACUAAGUAUAGAUGAGACUAAGCUAUACGAAAAUUCUUUUUAUAUUUCACAAUGUAUAGAUCAUCAUCAAUAAAGUAUUUUUAUAUAUAAGUUUAUUAACCUUGUAUAUACAUAGCUAUAGUAGCCUUGUGUGUGUUUCGUGUGUACAUGCGGUUACGCACACAGAUAUAUUCACUCACUUAUAGUUUAACUCACAAGCGAUCAGAAAUGAUUUUUUAACGCCGAAGAAUUAUAUUUAAUACGAAAAUAAAAGGAAUUUUCUUCUCUUGAUUUAUUAAUUAAUGGCAAUCUUAAUGUAAGUGAAAAGAUUAUGUAUAAACCUCUAGCCCACUUUAUGUAUAUUGUUGUGACAAAAAAAAAAUUUUUAGACUUACAA
Danaus plexippus (monarch butterfly) is the source of this 5622-nucleotide messenger RNA. RefSeq names its product histone lysine demethylase PHF8-like. Gene Ontology annotation, molecular function: histone demethylase activity; transcription coregulator activity. The record is from RefSeq and is a predicted model, not a curated record. The transcript has 23 exons. Lineage: Eukaryota; Metazoa; Arthropoda; Insecta; Lepidoptera; Nymphalidae. Gene Ontology annotation, biological process: protein demethylation; regulation of transcription by RNA polymerase II. The coding region runs from base 39 to 3248 and encodes 1069 amino acids.